This is a messenger RNA of Triticum dicoccoides, 2140 nucleotides long. RefSeq lists its product as uncharacterized. The transcript has 5 exons. The coding region runs from base 1531 to 1866 and encodes 111 amino acids. The record is from RefSeq and is a predicted model, not a curated record. NCBI's taxonomy places the organism in Eukaryota, Viridiplantae, Streptophyta, Magnoliopsida, Poales, Poaceae.
GGCGUGCCCCAUCCCCAGCAACCCCCAGCCCCGGCGCCUCCGAUCCCCACCCGCCACCGUCGCGUCUCUUGUCCAGCGAGACUAGCACUGCCCUCGAGUCCGCGACACAUCUCCGCUCUCAUCUCAUCUUCGGUCAGCGCAGCGGGCCUCUCUCCUUCUGUCAUUCCUCCCAGCCCCCACGUCUCUUCGAGGUGCUCCUCUCGCUGCCUCGAACUUGACCUUCCCGCUCCUCCACCCCUGCACUGCCGCUCCCUCCUGUUGUCUUCACCCACAAGCUCGGUCCCCCGACAAAAAUUGCUGGAUCCUGUGCUGCUUCUCGGGCGAGGUCAUUGUGCUGCACAUGCGCUGGCAAACAACAUCGUCUCUGGUUUUGUUUCCCAACACUCGGUAAGAGAGGAAAUUCUUUAGUACUAGUUUGAUGAAAGAAACAGCAGCAGUUCAUUAAUAUAAAAAAUCACAUAUUUGGAGGCACGCCAUUGUGUUUGCUACAAUGUCUCAGUACACUGGACUACUAGCUUUGCUCUGUUCAUCGUUUAUUUGUAGCUACCUUGUGCUUGAAAAUUGCUAGAGGCGGCCUGCUCCCGUUGGCUUCCACUGCGCUGUUGGCCUGCUCCACUCGUCUUCCACAGCGUGACGGCAGACAAGCCUGGAUGCCGUCGUCCGAACCGCCGCACCGCCCGACAACCACGCUCCUCCAACCACCAUCCAUCAGCGCACGGCACUCCAAGCACGUCCUCUGGAUGCCCCCUCCUCUUGCCUACUCCCUGACCAUCUCCCUCCUGCCCCAUCCGUCCAGGUAUGGUACUCACACCAGUUCAAGUAGUGAUGUUGCAACAAGUACAACAACUCCCCUAUCAAGCUUACUGAGCCAAAAAAGAGCAUUUGAUGGAUGAUUGCUAGCUCGCUUUUUCUUAACGAAAAUGUUCUUUUUCUGAAUUUUCAUUUUCACAAGUGUGAUGCAUGUGGUAUUUGAUUGAUGCAUUUUGAACUACUAGCUCACUUGGUACAUAUGAUGCGUUCCUAUACUAUUGUAUGAUCCAAUCUUUUUAGGUAUGAGCGAAAAACUAGAAAAUUUGUAGAAGCUUUUGUGUUUCUGUAUUUAUUUGUACAAUGGUAUAUGGAUGGGUUGUUCUUCCUUUUGUUGUAUGGUGAUGCUAAUCAUACACCAGCGUGGAGGCUAGUUCAUGUCUUGCUGUUACAUACUUGCAACAUUAUUUAGUUGUGUUCACAAGCAGGAAAGUUUGCAUUCGGGAAUUUAGACAAAACAUAUGUUCUGCCAUUACACUUUUCAUGCCCGACAGUUUAGGGCAAAUAGGUAACAUUAUCUCUGCUAGACCGGACUCUAUAUAUUCACGACACUCUAAACUACUAUGGUAAGCAUAUUUAAACUGAUGUAUUUCUUCUAGAUGCUGAACUUUUUGCAGUAUAGAGACUACAAGCUGGCGCUGCUGAAUUCAUUAGAAGCUCUCUAAUUUGUACAGGGGAUCUUGGGAAGCACGUGAACAAUCGGCUCAUUUGCUUGCCACCGUCAUGGACACCGCCGUGGCGCUGCCCAUUGCUCUCGCAGCGACGACGGAUGAUCUAUCUCCCAUGCCUCCGUCCUCAAUCUCGCUGGUGGUCAGCCCAGCUCCUGCAACCAACACAGGUCGUUGCCCCUUUUGCCACAACGGCAGCAGCACAAACAUUAGUGUGGUCGUCCUCAACCAGUCCCUCACGCGGCCUCCGCGCAAGCCCUGCUCAUGUAUGCUUACACCAAAACAGUUCAACAGGGGUGUGGGGUUCAGUUCGACGGUGACGACCCAGGCAGCUGGCCUUCGCAUAACGAAGUGGUGCAGUUUGAUCUUGUGUGAGUUGGAAAUCCCCUGAUGCUGAGUGUGUCAGUACAACCCUACGCUACAAGGCAUGCGUACAUCCACUUCACAUGUUAGUCAAUAGAAUUGUGCAUUUUCUUGGUACCUUUGCUACUCUAGCCAAAAAUAUUUUGUUGUUCACUUUUCUGUGCAACAGGAGUAGAGCCGUUUGAGAUGCUAUGUUCUAGCGAGGUGGCUUAUUAUGUUUGUCAGAAUGUAAUACUUUGGCCGCAAUGUACUUGUGUAUCUUUUUCUGAACGGAGCACGAACAAAGAUUAUGUCAUUAUGAA